Molecule: messenger RNA, 4200 nt
Organism: Rhineura floridana
Lineage: Eukaryota; Metazoa; Chordata; Lepidosauria; Squamata; Rhineuridae
Gene: USP8
Product: ubiquitin specific peptidase 8
Exons: 20
Coding region: 359-3736 (1125 amino acids)
Biological process (GO): protein K48-linked deubiquitination; Ras protein signal transduction; protein K63-linked deubiquitination
Cellular component (GO): postsynaptic density; extrinsic component of plasma membrane; extrinsic component of endosome membrane
Molecular function (GO): cysteine-type deubiquitinase activity
Source: RefSeq, a predicted model, not a curated record
UCGCCCGCCCGCCCGCAAGCAGCAGCCCCGACCGAUCCCGGCAGCCCAGCCCCUUUCCGAGGAAGGCUGGGCCCAGCCAAGCCAAGCCGCUGAGGGGAGAAAACUACGCCCGCCCACUAGCGAUUGCUCUGCCUCAAGAAGACCCAGUUCCGCCUCGGAAGCGAUGGCGUUGUAGAACAUCUCCCUCAGCCGUUUCGCCGCCGGGACAUGGGCCUGCCCCGGGUCGGGAGGCGGAGGUGGAGGCAGUUGCGAGACCCCCGCCGCGAAAACAACCAGUGUUGCUCAGUAAUUUUAAAAAACCUGUAACAUCCUUGGAAGCCUUUAACGUCCUUUUGAGGAGACAUAACUAUAUAUUAACAUGCCUGCCGUAGCAUCUGUACCUAAAGACCUAUACCUCUGCACUUCAUUGAAAGAUCUUAACAAAAAGACAGAAAUAAAACCUGAUAAAACCAGUACCAAAAGUUAUGUACAGAGUGCCCUUAAGAUCUUCAAAGCAGCUGAGGAAUGCCGCCUGGACAGAGAUGAAGAGAAGGCCUAUGUAUUUUACAUGAAGUAUGUGACUGUGUAUAAACUUAUUAACAAAAGGCCCGAUUUCAAACAGCAACAAGAUUACUUUCAUUCAAUACUUGGACCUACAAACAUUAAAAAGGCUAUUGAAGAAGCUGAAAGACUUUCAGAAAGUCUUAAACUCAGAUAUGAAGAAGCAGAAGUGCGGAAGAAACUGGAAGAAGAGGAAAGGCAAGAGGAACAGCAGUUGAAAAAGCAGGAAUCAAACGACGAUGCAAAUGUGUUGACCAAAACCUCUUCAGAAACACCAUCAGAUCCCAUAGGAAAAAAUCAAAUGAUCAACGGUGAGAGCAAGAGUUCUACAGAAAGAAAGGAACUUCCUGAAACUGGAGCAAUCACGGCAGAGAAAUUGUUUAAAAUGAUGAUGGACAAGACCAUCAAGUUGAUGAUAAUGGAUGCUCGAUGCUUGAAGGAUUACCAGGAGUCCUGCAUUGUAAACUCUGUCUGCGUUCCAGAAGAAGCUAUCAAUCCGGGAGUCACUGCUAACUGGAUUGAAGCUAAACUCCCCGAUACGUCUAAAGAGCCAUGGAAAGGGAGAGGGCAAUUCAAUUACGUUGUUCUGCUGGACUGGUUUAGUUCAACCAGAGACUUGCAGUUAGGAACACCUCUGCGGAGCCUCAAAGAUGCACUUUUCAAGUGGGAAAGUAAAGCUGUUCUGCAGAAUGAGCCCUUGAUCUUGGAAGGAGGAUAUGAGAACUGGCUUCUUUGCUAUCCCCAGUAUACAACAAAUGCCAAAGUAACUCCACCCCAGCAUGGCAAGAAUGAAGCUGUUUCUGUCUCUUCAAAAUGUUUGUGUGUUUUAGUGGAUUUUACUUACCCAUGUUUGGAAGAACCAGCUCCAUCUCCAGUACCUGUUGUCCAUGUAAAACCUUCUGUGGUGGAAGCUACUGAAAGACCUGAUACUGAAAAUGAUCAGGAAGAGAGAAUACAGACAUUUCAACCACCAACUCCUAGUGGAUCAAUUGCUACUCCUGCUAAAUCUAACAACUUACCUGCCAUAGCCCAACCAGUAAAGAUUGUUCCUCAGAUUGAUCGUACAAAAAAACCUUCAGGAAAACUUCCAGGUGCUGAUAAUAGGCCAAAAGCUGAAAGCCCAACCCCUGGCAAGCGGCUCCUUUCAAAUGGCAGAGCGGUUCCAGACCGUUCCACAAAGCCCCCGUUGGAUGCAAAGCCCAGCCCGAAAGAGGAGGAGAAAAGCUACGUCCCUGCAGAAAAGAACAAACAGGAGAAAGAACUGCAGGAGAAGCAAGACAAAGAACAGAGAGAGAAGCUGCGACAGGAGACGCAAGAGCAGAGAGCGGGAGAGGAGCAGGAGGAAAGGGAAGACGGAGAGAGCCUCCAGAAAGCAAAAGACAAAGAGAAGAGCGAAAGAGAGCCGCAAGCCAGCAAGGGAGCAUCUGAAAAGCAAGAACUGGAGAAGGCACCCAAAGAGUUAACAGACAUUAAAAAACCAAGUAGCCUUGAAAAUGAAUCCCCCGAAGUCAGAAAACUGGACGCUGACAAAAUUGCUGCCAGGGAAAAAGCCAAAGUUACUUGGACACCAGAAAUGCAGAGACGCAAAUUUGCAGAGGAGUCUCGGGCAUCUGUAAGAGGGGAUUCUGGCUCGAGCAAGCAGACGGGGGUUAAAGGACAACCAGAAAGAGAAUCUCAAAAACCAGGAGCCAUUAGAGAAGAUAUUGAACCAGAAUCUGAAAAAAAUAAAUCUCAGCGGGAGCCAUUAACAAGAGCACGAAGCGAGGAGAUGGGAAGGGUAAUACCGGGACUGCCAUAUGGUUGGGUCAAGUUUCUUGAGCCAGUCACUGGGACUUUUCGUUACUACCACUCGCCAACAAAUACAGUUCACAUGUAUCCACCAGAAAUGAGUCAGUCAGCCACUCCACCCUCUACCCCGCCGACACAUAAACCAAAGCCUCAGGCCGUUGAUCAGCGGGACAGGGAGCACUCCAAAUUGAAACGCUCUUACUCCUCACCAGACAUAACUCAGGCCAUUCAAGAGGAAGAAACGAAGAAAAUCACAGUCACACCUACUGUUAAUCGUGAGAAUAAGCCAGUAAACUAUGCUAAAACUGAAAUCUCCAGGCUCUCUGCAUCUCAGAUUCGUAGCCUCAACCCUGUGUUUGGAGGAAUGGGACCAGCUCUCACAGGUCUUCGUAAUUUGGGAAACACUUGCUAUAUGAACUCUGUGUUACAGUGCCUGUGUAAUGCACCACACCUGGCUGAUUAUUUCAACCGAAACCUCUAUCAAGAUGAUAUCAACAGGUCAAAUUUCUUGGGGCACAAAGGUGAAGUGGCUGAGGAGUUUGGCAUUAUCAUGAAAGCUCUCUGGACUGGCCAGUACAGAUAUAUCAGUCCAAAAGACUUUAAAGUUACCAUUGGGAAGAUCAAUGACCAAUUUGCAGGGUACAGUCAGCAAGACUCUCAAGAAUUGCUUCUGUUCCUAAUGGAUGGUCUCCACGAAGACUUAAAUAAAGCUGACAACAGAAAGCGUUACAAAGAAGAAAAUAAUGAUCAUCUGGAUGACUUCAAAGCAGCUGAUCUUGCCUGGCACAAACACAAACAGCUCAAUGAAUCCAUUAUCGUUGCACUGUUCCAAGGCCAGUUCAAAUCCACAGUUCAGUGUCUGACAUGUCACAAAAAGUCUCGGACCUUUGAGGCUUUUAUGUAUUUGUCCUUGCCGCUUGCAUCCACCAGUAAAUGCACCCUACAGGAGUGCCUUAGAUUAUUCUCCAAAGAAGAAAAACUGACGGAUAACAAUAGAUUUCAUUGUAGCCAUUGCAAAACCCGAAGAGAUUCUUUGAAAAAAAUAGAAAUCUGGAAGCUGCCCCCUGUUCUGUUAGUGCACUUGAAACGAUUUUCUUACGAUGGACGGUGGAAGCAAAAGCUUCAGUCAACAGUGGAUUUCCCUCUGGAAAACCUUGACUUGUCACAAUAUGUUAUUGGUCCAAAGAGUAACUUGAAGAGAUAUAACCUGUUUGCAGUAUCUAAUCAUUAUGGAGGGCUGGAUGGAGGACAUUACACAGCCUAUUGCAAAAAUGCUGCAAAACAGCGAUGGUAUAAGUUUGACGAUCAUGAAGUCUCUGAGAUCUCCGCAUCCUCCGUGAAAUCCUCAGCUGCUUAUAUCCUCUUUUACACUUCUUUUGAACAGCGAACUGCUGAUAUAGCCACAUAAAGAAUUAUUUGAAGGAUAUUUGUGUCUUUUUUUUUUUGGCAAAUGCAUCAUAAUAAGCUGAGCUUUGAUAAGGUUACUUGCUGAGUAAGAAGAUGGUUACAGCAGUUUCUUGGCUGAGGCGUCUGUUAUUACUAUCGCUUGAUUUGACAAUGGUUAACUCUGCUGUUUAACAAUAUGGAACAACUAGUUUCAAAAUAAUUUUUCAUGAUGCUCCAAAAUGAUAAAUCUAGCUUAGUCAUUUUAAAGUCAUUAAUAUGUGGGUUUUAGGUGCCCCCAAACCCAACAAUAUCUUUGUUGUCUCCCACAUUUAUGGCCUUUUCACCCUAACCUUAAGCUUGAUUCUACUGUGAAUAUCCUAGAAUGGCGAAAACAGGUAGGAAUGUAUGUGUACAUAUUGAUUGCAGACUUGCACAGCCAGAUGAUGUAUAUAAUAAAGAUAUGUGGUCCUUUGAGAUCUACUAGAA